AUGGCACCUAUCGACAUAGUCGUGAUUGGAGGCUCAUUUGCAGGCCUUCAUAUCGCCCACUCUGUGCUACGUGAUGUGCCAGAUGCAAAGGUUGUGCUGAUCAAUCCUUCAACCAGUUUCUAUUGGAAUAUCGCCGCCCCGCGCAUCCUCACCAAACCCAAGGCCUUUCGCCCUGAACAAUACUUGGUUCCAAUCAAGAGUGCAUUUGUAGGGUACCGGCCCGAUGCGUUCGAGUUUAUUCCUGGUGUUGCAACCGCCAUCGAUACUGCCGCCAAGUCGGUUGCCGUGACUCCCAACGAAGGAGAUUCCAGGACCUUAUCAUAUGACUAUCUCGUUAUCGCAUCGGGCAGCACCACAUCUGCCUCUACCGGCUCGCUCACUGGCACUUCUAUCCCAUUCAAGCCAUCGGGCCACAAUGAUAUAAAGCAGCUGAUCCAGUCGGCCCAAGAACACAUUGCUGGCGCGAAGGAGAUCGUGAUUGGCGGUGCAGGCCCCAUCGGUGUUGAGUUGGCUGGCGAACUAGCCGAAGCAGUGGAAGAGAGCGGAAAUGCUGGCAAGGUUUCUAUCACUCUUGUCUCGGCGACCGAUCGCGUGCUCCCAAUGCUCAAGGGAUCUGCUAGCUCCGCUGCUCGCAAGAUGCUCGAGCAUAAGAAGAUCAAGCUUGUGACCUCGGAGCGAGUCAUUGGCGUAGAGACGCCAGCUGAUGAUUCUUCCAGCUGGACCGUCUCCCUGGAAAGCGGAGAUAAACUUUCGGCUGACUUGUAUAUCCCAACUACCGGCGUGACCCCCAACAACAGCUUCAUCCCACCCCAGUUCCUGGAUAAGGAUGGCUGGGUGACUGUGAACAACGAGAUGCGUGUGCAGUCGACUGACGGUUCAAUCUUGCCUAUCUUUGCUGCCGGCGAUAUCACCAAUAACUCGAUGCGUCUCAGUUUCAAGGCCACGGAGCAAGCGCACGUGGCGGCAGCCAAUCUAAAAGCGGCUAUUGUGGGUGGUACUGCCAUCAAGACCUACAAUCAGGGCGAGGGCAUUAUGAUGAUCGUACCUGUUGGCGAAGCUGGUGGUACGGGUCAGAUCUUUGGAUUUGUGCCUUUCAGUUUCAUGGUCAAGAUGAUCAAGGGCAAGCAUUACUUCAUUGACAAGGCUGUUGGCACGGUGGCUGGCAAGUCCUAG
This is a messenger RNA of Penicillium paradoxum, 1173 nucleotides long. RefSeq names its product NAD(P)/FAD-dependent oxidoreductase. The record is from RefSeq and is a predicted model, not a curated record. Gene Ontology annotation, cellular component: cytoplasm. The transcript has a single exon. Gene Ontology annotation, molecular function: flavin adenine dinucleotide binding; electron-transferring-flavoprotein dehydrogenase activity. Bases 1 to 1173 code for a protein of 390 amino acids. Lineage: Eukaryota; Fungi; Ascomycota; Eurotiomycetes; Eurotiales; Aspergillaceae.